AUGGAGGCAUCCAAACAACCAUCCUUCACCAUCUCUAACACUAUCGCCAGUCCCCCAAGCGCUUCUGUUGUCACAGCCUCUAAGCUACUCUCGACAGCGGCUAUGUCAGCCGUCACGGAGUGCAAGAGAUACUUCGGGAGCUCUGGACGUCCUCGCAUUAAAGGUUUAGCCCACGUCAAAGGUAGACCUUUUGUCGCUGCUUCACUAGCCAUGGAUGGCUUUGUACCGGAAACCGGGGCCAGAAGAGGCCAGUACGCUCGUACCGCUGAACCUGGGGCAGAUGAUCACUCCUUUGUGCACACUGACCUUAGCACUAAUAUGGCAAAUGUGAGCAACGCUUACCGGCCUAGUGGUUUGGUUGGCUGCCAACCCAAUUGUCUGCUGCAGCACAAUGACAUAAACAUCUGCAAUGUUCCUGAGAGUCUUUUGGAGCCAGUUGAAACACAUUCAGACCCAUUAUUAGUCCCAGCCAUGACGAAUGCUGCUGGCAUACGUGGCACAGGUCUGCGAAGAGCCCUCGUGCCAAUGCACAUGAGUCUUGGCUCACAGGGGAUGUGA
Messenger RNA from Protopolystoma xenopodis, 558 nucleotides. The record is from the annotation of a GenBank genome assembly. NCBI's taxonomy places the organism in Eukaryota, Metazoa, Platyhelminthes, Monogenea, Polystomatidea, Polystomatidae.